UAACUAAAUCAAAAUGGCCCGAAUGAACCGCCCAGCUCCUGUGGAAAUCACCUACAAGAACAUGAGAUUCCUAAUCACACACAAUCCAACCAAUGCAACCUUAAACAAAUUUAUAGAGGAACUUAAGAAGUAUGGUGUUACCACAGUGGUAAGAGUGUGUGAAGCUACUUAUGACACUGCUCCGGUGGAAAAAGAAGGCAUUCAGGUUUUGGAUUGGCCCUUUGAUGACGGUGCUCCACCAUCCAACCAGGUUGUUGAUGAUUGGCUAAACCUCCUUAAAGUUAAAUUUCGUGAAGAACCUGGUUGUUGUAUUGCUGUACACUGUGUUGCUGGUCUUGGAAGAGCUCCAGUCUUAGUUGCUCUUGCACUGAUAGAAUGUGGAAUGAAGUAUGAAGAUGCAGUGCAGUUCAUAAGACAGAAGCGGCGUGGAGCUUUUAACAGCAAGCAACUUCUGUACCUAGAGAAAUACCGCCCCAAGAUGCGUCUGCGCUUCAAAGACUCCAAUGGUCACAGAAAUAAUUGUUGCAUUCAGUAAAGCUCAAUGGCCUAUAGUACUUCUUUGGGAAUAAAGGAUUGGAACUAGAAUUAAGCAGACUGCAUGACAAAGACAUCAGUCUGAUUUUUUUUUUUUUUUUUCUUUAUUUUUGGUAGUAAAGGAAGCUUCCUUAGGAGUAUUUUAAUAGGCUAAAGGCUUAGUAGAAAUGCAACUUCUAUGUUUAGGUAAAUAUCCGUCUGUUUGGAGACCCAGUAAAUGUUUUUUUGCUGUACUCUGUUUCUGAGCUGUCUCCUUGCUCAUUAAUUACCAGUUCAGAUAUUCUAUAAUCAUGCCAUUGAGUCUUUCCCGCCUAGUUUCAACUGCUAAAAAUUGGGGUACUAAAAUAAAUAAAUCUGUAGAGAGAUUAGGUGCCAAAACACCCAGCAUAUUGAGUACAUGGUUUUCCUUAUAAAUGAGCAUAGUUCUGAUGAUGUGAGAACUACCAGCUUAUCCGGACCUUACUAUCUUUUUUUCUACAGUCAUUUUAAGAUGAACGAAUAUGGCCUCUAAGGUAGCCUUGCCUGCUCACCCUAUGUUUUUGUCUCCCACAAUCGCACUAGAGUUAUCAGGAUUUGCACAGUUUGUCUUUUUAAUACUAUGAAUUACAGCAGGUUUUUUACCCCAGUGUCUGUACUUUUCUGUUAUCUGAACCUCUCCAUUUUACAAAUCAUUACUCUGGUUACUCAUGUAGAAAAUCUUUUAAAUUGUACAGAAGCACACAAGUCUUUAAUGUCUCCAGACAAAAAGCCUUACAGUAAAAUUAAUGUUGACACUUGAUGUGCAACUUAACAGAGGGCCUGAAAAGGUUGGGAGGAGCUAUUUAAUAUUUCUAGUAAAAUGUUGCCUUUGUCUCGUGCAGGAAGUAUAGAAUAUGCCCUUUACUUUAGUAAAUAUUUUUUUAAAACGUAGAAAUGCUUUGUUAUCGUAGCUAAAAAUUCUUAAUCAGAAAAUUUCUGAAAAAUCUUGUAGUUUCUUUUACUGUACCUAUUGAAAGUUGUUUACCAACUAUUGCUUUGUUGAAAGUGUGAUUUUUUUUUUUUUUAAUUAUUGUUUUUUCUUUUGUUUUUCCUCCUUGAGUUUCUGCUAUGACUCGGGCAGACCUCUGUAAUAUUUUGUAUGCCUUUCAAGCUGCGUAACUUAAUAUUUGGAUACUUGAUAAUUUGUUUUAUUAUGUAAUUGAUAAAAUGGUGAUGUGUAUUAAUGUUAGUUCAGCCAUAUAUUUAUACUGUCUUGGGAAUGUGUGGUUAUAGUUCUGUGGGAGAAAUAAUUUUGCCAGUGUUCACCAGCUUGUAAAAUCUAGUGCGAGAGCUUAAACAUCUAAAUAAAUACUGAAAUGCACUUACGAAGUUUGCGGAAAUGCUCAUGACUUUCACUUAUUUUUGUGUACUUUGUCAGCGACCUUGAGGUGCCUAAAUUCAGAAUCUAUCCAGGCAUCUCUCUUCUUUUUUUAAAUCUGGGCCUGAAUGUCCCCUUUGCUGUAAUGUUUGCUGUUAUGUUUGCUGUUUGUUUUACUCAUAAAUAAAUGUGGACAAAAAUGAAUAGUAGAAA
This is a messenger RNA of Colius striatus (speckled mousebird), 2083 nucleotides long. It is a transcript of the gene PTP4A1, whose product is annotated as protein tyrosine phosphatase 4A1. Gene Ontology annotation, molecular function: protein tyrosine phosphatase activity. The record is from RefSeq and is a predicted model, not a curated record. Lineage: Eukaryota; Metazoa; Chordata; Aves; Coliiformes; Coliidae. Bases 14 to 535 code for a protein of 173 amino acids. Gene Ontology annotation, biological process: protein dephosphorylation. The transcript is spliced from 5 exons. Gene Ontology annotation, cellular component: nucleus.